Molecule: messenger RNA, 1359 nt
Organism: Entamoeba invadens IP1
Lineage: Eukaryota; Evosea; Mastigamoebida; Endamoebidae
Product: oxysterol-binding protein, putative
Exons: 1
Coding region: 1-1359 (452 amino acids)
Cellular component (GO): cytosol; membrane; intracellular membrane-bounded organelle
Molecular function (GO): sterol binding
Source: RefSeq, a predicted model, not a curated record
AUGUUUCCAUUCACAAGUUCCGACUUAUUGAAAGCAACGGAGUAUGUUUCUCAAUCCCCGAAGCCACAAGACUACAUAGACGCAAUGGAAAAAGAUGAUGGCAAAUCAAUCAUAUGGGAAAUAGUUAAACAGCUUCGGCCUGGUAUGUCUCUAGACCGAGUGACCUUACCCACACACAUUUUAGAGCCACGGUCUCUUCUUGAAAAGUUGACGGACUAUUUCACACACAUCGAGUUAGUGAAUGAAGCUGCCAAUCUUCCAACACCAGAGGAACGCUUUGUGAAAUUGGUCCAGUUCUUCCUCUCCGGAUUUUAUGUGAAUCCAAAGACAUGUAAAAAGCCAUACAACCCAUUGUUGGGCGAGUUUUAUCGAACGUCGUGGGAACACUCUGACGGCUCAAAAAGUUUCUUUAUAGCAGAACAGACCUCACAUCAUCCACCCAUUUCUUCUAUAUACGCCUGUAAUAGAAAAAGUGGAUGGGUCGGAGAUGGCAACUUACACUUCGUGACGACAUUCAACGGCGUGACUGCAAGUGCGGGAAUCGAAGGAACAAUUCACGCAAAAUUCACUAAGUACAACGAAGACUACACUUGGAACUUUCCGAGUGCGAUAGUGGGUGGGUUGUAUAUCCCCCCACUUGUGAUGGAGAUUGGUGGCGAACUCAACUUUGAGUGCAUACAAAGUAAAUACAAAGCGACUGUAUUGUUCAAGACCAAACCAUUUUUUGGUGAUGAUGGAUUCAGAGAAAUCGAUGGGACAGUUUACAGUCCAAAAGGGGACAAAAUAAUGAAAAUAGUUGGGAAGUACGACAAGGAACUUUUUAUCACCGAUUUGAGAACUGGUAUCACAAAAUCGUUUUUUAACGUCGACGAGCUCAAGAAGAAGACUGAAGAAAGAAAAGUGAGGAGGUACGAGAAGUUGCACCCCUUUGAAUCGGAAAAACUGUUCAAAAAGGUGUCGGACGCCAUUAUUAAUAACGACCAAGAGAAGGCAAUGAAAGAAAAGUUCGUGUUGGAAGAAGCACAACGUGCAGAAAAAAAAUUGAACGACGACAACGGAACCGAACACGUCACAAAACUCUUUAAAAAAGACGAGUUUGGGGUGUACCGAUACAAAUGGGAAAAUUGGAAUGUAUACGACGAAACUACAGAAGGAGAGGAAAUUGAAGUUGGAGGUAAACUCGUUACUUUAAAGAAGGGUGAGUCUUUGAAUGAAGAGAGAAUUAUUGAAAUAGUGAAAGAUGUGCCAUAUGUCGACUGGGAAAUAGAUCAAGAACCUCCACACAUCAUGAAGAGCUUCAGGUUUUUGUUGGAAGACGAUACAAAUAAGAACAAAAGUGAUGGUGUGAGUAUCUUAUGA